GAGAGAGAGAGGGUUUGCCCCACAUCUCUCCAGCUCUAACCACCCUCCGGUCAGACAGUCGGUGGUGAAACCCUCUGCAGGCGACAAUCCACGGAUCCACAGCUGAUUCUAUCCGCUCAGCUUUUUUCCACAAACUGCAUCUACACAAAGAAGAUGAGGAUGUUCAGUCUCCUGUUGGGAAAAGUGCGACGAGAAAUUGCAAACAAAGUCUAAAAAAAAGGGGGAAAACCCAUCCUUCUGGAUACUUGCUGGAUUUCAAACCAUCUACAGUCUGUCAGAAUGUCCUGGUGCGACCGCGUGUUUGCCUGAGUGGGACCUGAUGUGUGUCGGGGGGCUAUGGUGACGCGAUGUGCACAGGCUGGUGUGAGGAGAGAUGUACCAGCGCCAGUGGAGGAAGACGCAGGGAUAAACGAGUGGAUCUUCACCCAUGGCUGUGCAUCACAAUCUUGUUCUGUGCUCUGUGGGGCCGGGUGUCGCCCCAGUGCCCAGACAGCUGCCACUGUGCCUGGGACACAGCCACGGUGCAGUGCUCAGACGCCGGGCUGCGGGACAUCCCAGAGGGGAUCCCACCGGAAACCGUCUCCCUCCACCUGGAACGCAACUCCAUCCGGAACAUCCCGGAGAGGGCCUUCAGCGACCUGGUCCACCUGCGGGACCUGUACCUGUCCCACAACCGCAUCGACUCGCUGGCCUCGGGGGCCUUGCGGCACCUGGGCUCCGAGCUGCGUCUGCUGGACCUCUCCCACAACCUGCUGAGACAGGCCAACAGGGAGGAGUUCGGCUCCACGAGAGCAAAGACGCGCCUCUACCACAACCCCUGGCACUGCGACUGCGCCCUCCAGGAGCUGAUGGAGACUCUGAACCUUGAGCCCGAAACGGUGAACGGGAUCGUUUGUGAGAGCUCUGUGCGGGGGGUGGGCGAGGGCAGCAGGUGGGAGGACCCGGGGUCGCAGGGCGAGCAUGCGGGUCAGCCGCUCGUCAAGCUGCUGGAUUCUGGGGUGAACUUCUGCAGCCUGCAGAGGAAAACCACCGACGUGGCCAUGCUGGUGACGAUGUUUGUGUGGUUCUUCAUGGUCAUCGUGUACGUGGUGUACUAUGUGAGGCAGAACCAAGCCGAGGCCCGCAGGCAUCUGGAGUACCUGAAGAGUUUACCCAGCCCCGGCAAGGCCCUCACUGAGACAGACACUCUCAGCACUGGUUUCUGAACUUCUCCCCUGCUGUUAUUUAAAUGGAAUACUCAAUAAUGGAGGACGCUACAUACGAAGUUAACCUUUUACAGCUGUGUUUGCAAAAUUUCUUUAUAUUUGUUACUACUAAUUCCCCCCCCAUGUUUUUCUUAAUAGUUAUUUUCCUACUGCAGUUUUCUGUGUUUAAUGAAAAAGAAUUAGUGUGUCCUGGUUUAUUCAUUUCCCCAUCUGCACUGAGAGAGAAAAUAUAGAGGAAACAGCCGGAGAUUAAAACUUGGAAUAGGAAAAGUGUCAAAAAAAGGAGAGUCUUAAAAUCUUAUUACCCUCUAUGUCCCUCUCGCUCUCCGUCUUUCCUCCCCUCCUUGUCCCACCAGUCUGUGGCCUUCUAUCUUUCAUUAAGCUCUAAUUAGGAGUCUUUGAACAACUGACCCUUAAUGGACACUAGAAAGCCACUAAUCAGGUGGAGUGUGUCUAUCAGGUCUAAGAGGGGAGCCUACACUCAAACGUGUGUCCUCACCACUCGUUGUUUCAUUUGCGUGUGUGUGUGUGUGUGUGUGUGUGUGUGGGUGAUUUUGUGCAUUGUUACAACAAUUUUUUCCCAACACACGACCACAAACCCAGUCGUUUUCUAGCCAGUGGAGAACUGCCGAUCUAAAUGUACUCUCAGGGAGCCAUUAAAGCCAGAGGUUGUGAACUACAUUGUCUAUAAGCUGCAGGAAAUCAGCUCUAAAGUAUCUGGACAGCUUAGUGUACUGAUCGGCACGGAGACAUUUCAAGCAGAAAUGGAUCGUGGGUAUGAAUUAGAUUAGUAUAGCCAUUUAUCCUGAGAGAACCUCUGCGUUCAGCUUUAAUUAAUCUCUCGAGUCCAGCUUCCUCUCUGCACUGAUUGCUGUGUACAAAUUGUUCCUCCUCCCAUUUUUCCAUACAGGCUGUAGCUGAUUUAUUCUUGUUGAAACGAGCACUCUGUUUUCCCAGGUAGCACAUUUAACUCUUGACGAGCAGGGUUUGUGCUGGAGUUUCACCGCACAUCCAGCUCAGAGUUAAACGGAACAAAACCUGACAGGAUUAACAGCCACCUUCUUUAAUUUCGCUUGACUUCCUCCAAAUCAUAUUUACUGUGGAGCUGCCUCUGGAGCAUUAUGCUCUCUAAAGGGGAGGGUGGGGUUUUGUGGCGUAUGAGUAUUUGUCAUUCGUCUCGGUUACAAAUAGAAACAGUAAAUGGCUUCCCUUAAAAUCUUUGUUAGCAACAUUUGAUAUGUCGUUUACCAACUUUGCAAAAAUCACAAAAUGAUUUCACGUUAACAUGGAUUAUUUGGAGAUAAUAUGCGAAAGACAAUCACUCUUGAUGAGUUGAUUUUGUCUGUAACAGAUUAUGAGGGUUCAGAAAUAUCCAUUCAUUUGUUUCCACAAGUUCCCACAAGGAACUUUAGCCUUUAGCAUGUAGCCCGGCUUGUUCCCCCCGCUUCUGUUUCCUCUCCCUCCGUCUAAACAUAGGCUUUCCCCUCCCGACUGUCGUAAAUCGGUGCUCUGACCUUGUGGGUCCUCUGUCCCGACCACAGACAGUGAGAAUAUUUUAUGGAAAAAGCCCUUUUUCGCCCUGAUUGUAUCAUUUGCUGUUGCAGGUCAUAAGGCAGCAAUAUUAAAUAAAGCAACCAGUUAAAAACUCCUUGUAGGGGCGAAUUAGCAAGUAAAGUAAUUAAAGAAGGCUAAUGGUCACAGACUGUUUAUAAAGAUGGAUGACUCGUCUCCUCUUCCUCUCACUAUCCAGCAAUGAAGCCAAAAUAUCCAGCAUACCAACGCUGGCAUCUUGCACACUCGGUGCCCAGCGAGGCCCUGGAGAUGCAUUUGUUCGACCAAUCAAGAGUCAGUCUAAGCUGUCAAUCAUGAUGUUUCAUGCUGUUUUUAUUGCAUCAAAUAUCUAAUCAAACUUACAGAAAAGAUUAACAUAUCAGUGAGAUAAGAACUACCUAGAAUGACAGAAACCAUCUAAAAAUGUAUUUGACGUGUACUUUGACUUUUUAGUUUGGUCUGUGUCUCAUCCACUAACAUAGAGGAGGUUGGGUUUAUGAGCAUUACUGCAGUCAGCCAUGAGGUGGCGAUCAUGAUGCUUUGGCUUCACUUUUGGGGAGCUGUCAUGUCUUCCAUCUUUACAGUCUAGGGUCAUGGUAAACAUUACACCUGCCAUCAAUAGCAUGUCAUCUAUAAACUCUUAUUCAUGUGUCUUCAAUCCCUGACGGAUUAAUGUGUACAGUAACUUCUAAGUGUUCAUGGAUAUAGUAAAGUACGACUGCCCCAUUUAAUCUGACAGUCAGGUUGAUAGGAGCAGAGGCAAAAACCUAGAAUAGGUCAACUGUCUGUGUCCUGUACUGUGCUCAAUGUGCUGUGCGUGUUUAAAUCUUCAGAGAAAGACUGGUUCAAGUCGCCGUUGUUCAGGAUGAAACAUACUGUGAAUUAUAGAACUAGACUGAUGUCUAUGGUGUUGUGAUGAAUGUGAAAGCCCUCUCUGGUAUUAGACCACAGGCUAAAAGAUGAGACUAUAAAAAGGUAGAUAUUUCUUCUGUGAAUUUAAAAACAAAAUGUAACUCCACGUCCCCCGGAUAUUUUCUGAAUGCUUCAUGUCGAUCAUUUACUGUGGGUGUUGCCAUAGUUCAGUUUCACCCAAUGUGUUAUUUGAAACACAAGAACCACAAGAACCAAGCUCAACCUGUUGUGUGUAGAUUUUUCUGUAGGUAUUUCUUUUUAUUGUUGAUGUAUUUUUCUGUUUUGGUGUUUUUGUUUUCUCUCCUGUCUCUAUGCCAACAAUUGUUCAAACAAGGAUAAAGUCAUGGAUCGGAAACCAUUACAUUAAAUAAUUAAAAAAAAUAUUUCAGGAAAAAUAAAAACAAAUAUGUAUAUAAAAAA
Messenger RNA from Hippoglossus stenolepis (Pacific halibut), 4088 nucleotides. RefSeq names its product leucine-rich repeat-containing protein 3. Gene Ontology annotation, cellular component: membrane. Lineage: Eukaryota; Metazoa; Chordata; Actinopteri; Pleuronectiformes; Pleuronectidae. The record is from RefSeq and is a predicted model, not a curated record. The transcript is spliced from 2 exons. The coding region runs from base 348 to 1205 and encodes 285 amino acids. Gene Ontology annotation, molecular function: protein binding.